UUACCGCAUGCUCACAUUUUAGAUUUUUCAACAUGUGCCACUAAAUAAAAGUGCUGAUUGAUUUGUUUUUACAAUUUUUAAUUCGUCUUGAAGACCAAUUUUUAAAAAUCUCAAUUUUAAAAACUCCAUUUAACUCAAGCCCUGUUUUGAUUUUAGAAUCACCACAAAAAUGGAGCUCCGGAUGCAAGAACAAGAAUUAAAAGAAGUGGAAGACGACGACAAUGGUAACUCAUCAGAUGACGAGCCGAUGGAUAUCGACCUUAUCCCCACCCCUGAUAACCUUCCAUCCCCCCCAAUUCCUCCUCCCCCACCUCCAACCAUCGACCUCUCCCCAUUCACCUCCCUCCUCUCCCAACUGGAUUCCACUUCCGGCCUAAAAUUCUUAAAAGUCGUGGUUGCAAAUUUAAAACAAUUUUGCAAACUGUUCACAAUUCUUCCAUCCUCGUCCCCUCAAGCGAUCCAAUUGUUCCAAAAAGUGACGAAAAUCUGUGACAAGAAUCACUCCGACGAAAAAUGGGACAAGUUUAACCGAAAAUUGGGCCCCUUUUCCUGUGAGGGAGAAGUUUUCAAAACGUUGCUAAAAUUUGGGAUGAAAUCCCCCUCGGAUCAAGAAUCUGGUCAUUUUCUUAUCUCCAUUUUGACCUCAUUAUUCAAAAUCCCGGCCCUUCAGGGAGCAAUUAUCAGUCCAAUUACGGGAAUUCAAAUGAUUCUGAGCCAUUCAAAGGCGGAAGAUAUUUUUCUAGAGUUUCAUAAACUCAAGGUCAACCGGAACAAGAAAUUGGAACAGGAAGAAGCCAUCGAAAAGGGGAAAGAUUUCCAGCAAAUUAAAACAGCAGUCGUCGUCGAUAAGUUAAUGUACUCUAAAUUGAAGACGGAAUUGCUCAAGUUGUGGCUCGUUUUGGUUGAGGGGUUUACAAUAAUUAGUAAAACGGAGGGGACUCCGGAGGAUAAGAAGAUUUUGGAGAAUUCUGUGCCUUAUUUAAUGCAGAUGUACGGCGCCACUCUGGGACCCUCUGAUCGACAAAUAUUCUCAAUUUUAAAGUACUAUUCUGGCAAAAAGUUGAGAAUUCCGCUCGAGUCGAUGCCCCUCUUUGGACCCAAGUGUUUCGAAACGGUCAAAUUAAACCCUCUCUACGCCCACUCAAUCCGAGCCAACGGGAUUUUGGGCAGCAUCAAUGAAACCAAGGCGUUCGACACGGGGUUAAAAUUCACGGAAAAGUUUUUACAACUUGACGACGAAAAGUUGGAUUCGCAACAAGAUUGGGAACAAUUUUACGAUUUACGCUUCAUGCUUCCCUUAAUUUGUCACAUUUUGGACGAGAAAAAUAUUUGCGACGUGGUCAAAGUCAUUACGAACGGAUGGAUUCAUUUUAUAGCGAGAGGAUUAAGUUUGAAUGAUGCGUCGUUACGAAAUGCGGCCUUUCUAGCGUAUAAAAGACUAAUUUUUAAUCUACAUUUGGCAAAAGGUUUCAGACUUCAAGACGUCAAAAUCUGGUUACAUUUCCUCCUCGGCGUAAAGAAUGGCUUCAUUGAUCUUGAAGAAUGCAGAAUGACAUCACUCUUGUCAACUUGGAUGGUGGCGACUUGUGAAGUCCUCAAACAACCGAGUGACCCCUUGUACUCGAAAGUCACCCAUUUUCUCCUUGCCAAACCAACCAUCGACCUUACCAUCUUACCUGAUUUUACACACUUUUUUAAUGCCGAGGAUGGCACAAAGGAAAGUCGCGAAUGGAUCCUGAACAUUCUCCUCCUCGGCCUACAAACCAAGGCGGAUUGGGCCGUGGCGAAAAAAGUCCCUACCAUAAAAUACAUGUGCUGCCUCUUUCCCCACGAAAAAAUUCAGACGCAACGAACCAUCCUCAAAAUCCUGGCCCACGGAGCACAAAUUCCCGAAGUUGCGCACGACAUGGUAGACCGGCACGGGAUUUUAUUAUGGAUCGCGAACGCCCAGCUGAACGAUAGGACAUAUUACCGACGAGAAUUGGAAGACAUUUACAAAAACCUGAGCAUUUCCUGUCCACACGGCGAAUAUCGUGAUUAUGCGUUCCAGUUUGUCGCAAAGAGACAUAAAUGGCAAUAUAUUAGAGAGGACAAUCCUGUAAAAUUAGAAAAAGAUGAAGAAGAAGACAGGAGAAUAUAGAAAUUGUAUAAGUUUUUAGUUUCGUAAUAAUAAUGACAUUGGUUACUUGCACCCGAGCGAAACACUCUUGUAAAUAUUUCUCCUCGUUAAAGUUAACAAAGCAACUAUUAAUUUUGUUACAUACAUAUUUUAUAUUUUUCUUGUCAUUCAUGUGUCAAUUAGAGGACCCAUAUGUUUCAAAUUUUCGCAUUUCCUACAUAUUUCUACUAGCUAGGCUAACUGUAUGUAUGUAUGUAUGUAAAUCUCUUCUCAUCUUCCGUUCAGUCGACCCACAUCCGUGAUGAAUAAAUAAAAAUAGAGUACAGUACAAUACUCGGAACGAAACUCUCUCAAC
Folsomia candida is the source of this 2474-nucleotide messenger RNA. RefSeq lists its product as uncharacterized. The transcript is spliced from 6 exons. Gene Ontology annotation, cellular component: nucleolus. NCBI's taxonomy places the organism in Eukaryota, Metazoa, Arthropoda, Collembola, Entomobryomorpha, Isotomidae. The record is from RefSeq and is a predicted model, not a curated record. The coding region runs from base 170 to 2140 and encodes 656 amino acids. Gene Ontology annotation, biological process: maturation of 5.8S rRNA from tricistronic rRNA transcript (SSU-rRNA, 5.8S rRNA, LSU-rRNA); maturation of LSU-rRNA from tricistronic rRNA transcript (SSU-rRNA, 5.8S rRNA, LSU-rRNA).